Molecule: messenger RNA, 1472 nt
Organism: Drosophila persimilis
Lineage: Eukaryota; Metazoa; Arthropoda; Insecta; Diptera; Drosophilidae
Gene: Tmhs
Product: LHFPL tetraspan subfamily member 3 protein
Exons: 6
Coding region: 251-1048 (265 amino acids)
Biological process (GO): sensory perception of sound
Cellular component (GO): plasma membrane
Source: RefSeq, a predicted model, not a curated record
UAAGCGGGUUCCACCAGAAGAAGCGGAUCUAUCUCUCCCUAAAAAUAAAUUCAGCUCACUCGCGAGUUUUAUUUUUUUUUUACUCAAUUAAUGCAAAUAGAAACGCCAAACAAUAGCAACAAAUUAUAAUACUCACAACCAUAUAGUAUAUAAGCCGUGAUACAAAUCAACCGCUGUCCAGGCGAAACCUGUUCUCGAGCACUACACAGUAAUCAAACAAACAAAGAGGCUCCUCAGUCGACUUUGCAAAAUGGGCACAAAGAUCGAGUACGUGGACACCACACAUCUGUACGCCUCCAAGUACAUACGCAACUCGAAGGCGAUUGGAGUGCUCUGGGCCAUCUUUACCAUCUGCUAUGCCAUCAUUGGCAUUGUGGCAUUUGUGACGCCAGAAUGGAUUGGGGAUCCGGACAAUGACGGGGCUGGCCGGCUGGGUCUGUGGCAGCAGUGUCAGCGCGAUGAGAUCUUUGACAAUUGUCGCCGCCGCUGGGAGAACGUAUUGGCGGUGCCAACCUUCUCGUUUCAGUUGGCCACAUUCUUCAUGAUGGGCGCCAUUGGGCUUGCCUUGCUAACCAUCUUUUUCUUAGUCUGUUUGCUGUUUAUGAAGUCGACGCGUGUUUUUCAUAUUUGCGGAUGGAUGCAGAUAAUAUCAGCUCUGUGCAUGAUUGUGGCCUGUGCUGCUUUUCCCUUUGGCUGGAAUUCAGAUGAUUUCCGCAAGAUCUGCGGCCCGGAAGCGAAUCGAUUCGAGCUGGGCCUCUGCGGAAUUCGUUGGGCUUAUCCCCUUGCCAUAAUCGGCUGCGUGGACGGUGUCGUGUUGGCCACUCUGGCAUUCAUCUUGGCCACGCGGCACGUGCGUCUUCAGCCGGAUCCCCUCUAUCAGACUUCGCUAUACAAAGGUGAAAUCAACAAUGCCUAUCUCACGGAUGCCAUUAGUUUGGCAGGGUCCCGGAAGUCCAAUCCUCAUAUUACGGGUCUGAAUCUGCAGCCCAUUUUGUUGGUGGCGCCGCCAAAUGAGGACAGCAUAUCGCAGUUUUCCCGCUAUCACUGAGGAUCCGAUUAUUUUUUCGAAUCCCAACGAAUCAGUCAAGACAGCUACCAUGCUUAGCACGUACAACCACCUGGAAAUGUUUCGCUUUGGUUAAAAGCUUAGCUUAGCGGUUAUGUAGCGGUUGAAAGCUUGCAACCGUUUCGUUUUGAAUUUGAAUUGUGGGUUUGUUUCUCUGCCUUGUGCUUGCCCCUCUGACUCUCUUCCUCGUGUGUGAGUAUCUGAAUGAAUAGAGUGUGUAAUUUUUUUUGAGUGCCUCUGCCCGACUGAAUGCCAAUCUUUAGUUGUAAGCUCCGAUUAAUUUAACACCUUUGUAUAGCUUGUGCCUAAAUGUAAACUUUGACUAAGAAAAUGCAGAAAAGCAAAUUCUCUGCCUGUAAAUUAUAUACCCAUAAACAAUAAAAGAUGUACAAAUAUUAAACAUAAA